Messenger RNA from Scatophagus argus, 1158 nucleotides. It is a transcript of the gene mrpl4, whose product is annotated as mitochondrial ribosomal protein L4. Lineage: Eukaryota; Metazoa; Chordata; Actinopteri; Scatophagidae. The transcript has 9 exons. Gene Ontology annotation, cellular component: ribosome. Gene Ontology annotation, biological process: translation. The record is from RefSeq and is a predicted model, not a curated record. Bases 146 to 1054 code for a protein of 302 amino acids. Gene Ontology annotation, molecular function: structural constituent of ribosome.
AUCAACGCGCGCCAACACACCACACGGAUAACGAGCACGACCUUUCAUCCGGCAAACACUUUUCUAUUCCGCGUAUCAUGUGUAUUUCAGGUGAUUUAAGAGGACUUUAAGUGCGUGUUUGACUGUGGAAUAAAACUGAACAGAAAUGUUUCGCUGCUCGCUGGUAAUUUGUGGCAGAGGAGUCGUUAAAAGGUUCGCCUCGUCGUUCUCUGGUGAAAGUAUUCUGCCUCCAAAUCUGCUGCUGCCCGCAAACCUCGUAGAUCCUGCCAGACUAAAGCGUCCUCCUCCUCCUGCUGACUGCUCCCUUCCUGUCCUGAGGAGGUGCGAUGCCGUCGUUCCCGCUCACCUGAGCCCCGUCCAGACGUGGGUGGAGACUCUGGAGAGGAAGGACAGCGAGCCUCUGGGUUUGGCUCAUCUCCACCCGGAUGUCUUCGCGGUGCCUCCGAGGCUCGACAUUCUCCAUGAUGUUGAAGUAUGGCAGAGGAACUACAAAAGAAUUAGUCACGCCAACACGAAGAUCAGGUCGGAGGUCAGAGGUGGAGGCAGGAAACCGUGGCGACAGAAAGGAAGUGGAAGAGCGCGUCACGGAAGCAUCCGAUCGCCGCUGUGGAGAGGAGGUGGGGUGAUUCACGGACCCCGAGGGCCGACCAGCUUCUACUACAUGUUACCCAUGAAGGUCCGAGUGCAAGGACUCAAGGUGGCUCUGAGCUGCAAGAUGGCUCAGGCCUACCUUCACGUCGUGGACUCGCUGAACAUCCCCACCCCCGACUCCCAGCACCUGCUGGAGCUCAUCAGGCACAGACACUGGGGAGAGUCGCUGCUGAUCGUCGACGUAGGUGAAGAUUUUCCUGAAAACAUCCUUCAGGCGACAGCAAGUCUGAAGACGGUCAACCUCAUUCCAGCCGUCGGUCUGAACGUCCACAGCCUGCUGAAACACGAAGCCGUCGUCCUCACGCUGGAAACCGUCAAGUUUCUGGAAGACAAGCUGCUGUGGCACGACCAGCGGUACACGCCUCUGUACCCGUUCAAACUGCCCUACUCCGACUUCCCGUAGACCACCUGUAAUACACACACCGACUGCAGCCAGACAACUGUUUUCUUUCUGUUUAUUAUGCUUAACAAAAUGUCAACAAUAAAUAAUCAAAAUUAUUUAAAAAA